Molecule: messenger RNA, 3134 nt
Organism: Paramisgurnus dabryanus
Lineage: Eukaryota; Metazoa; Chordata; Actinopteri; Cypriniformes; Cobitidae
Gene: adora2ab
Product: adenosine A2a receptor b
Biological process (GO): G protein-coupled adenosine receptor signaling pathway; adenylate cyclase-activating G protein-coupled receptor signaling pathway
Cellular component (GO): plasma membrane
Molecular function (GO): G protein-coupled adenosine receptor activity
Source: RefSeq, a predicted model, not a curated record
AUGAAAGCGGCAAGCGCAUCUGGAUUUUACACAGAUCGAGGCUGCCACUCUUUACCUCCACCCCACACGUUUAAAGGAGUAUAUAUGUGUAUAUUGUACUUAUUCAAUGUGCGAAGAGCAUUUUGCAUGGUUUAAUUUGUAACCAGCUGGAGAUGAGCGUGCAUUUUAUUAAGUUUUGCGUUUAGAAAUGCAACAGAGCUGAGGUGCCUGCGGAGUAGCCUGACCUACAACUCAGGGUAAGAAGUCCCAGUGAAAGUCUACAAUAACUCCUCCACGUAUUCCAGCAGCUGUUUCCUCUAAGAGUUUCAAUGGACGCACUGGGAGAGCUGGACCUAAGGGACCCCUCGGUGAAACGGUAAAUCAAGAAUAAAGCGGGGGUAUCUUUGCUGACCCUGCAGACCCUUUAAGUGGUUUCACAGCUGGUACCAAGACCCGUCCGCCUGCCUCUCCGCUGUACAGAGAUAUUUGGUUAGAGAAAGCUGUUCCUCACACCUAUUACAAGAGCUAUCGAGUGGCAAAGCAAAGUCUCACCAAGCAAUUAUUGGGUGCACAACUAUGUGUGUCCCCGAGGAUGUCCAUUCACACUGGUUGAUGGCACCAUGUCUUCUCUCAUCUAUAUUAUUCUCGAGCUGCUGAUUGCGGUUUUGGCCAUCGCAGGAAAUGUUUUAGUGUGUUGGGCCGUCUGGCUCAACAGCAACCUGCAGAGCAUCACCAACUUCUUUGUGGUAUCGUUGGCCGUGGCGGACAUCGCGGUGGGACUCCUGGCCAUUCCGUUUGCCGUCAUCAUCAGCACGGGCUUCUGCAGCCAUUUCCACGGAUGUCUCUUCAUCGCCUGCUUUGUAUUGGUGCUCACCCAGAGCUCCAUUUUCAGUUUGCUGGCCAUUGCCGUGGAUCGGUACAUAGCCAUUAAAAUCUCAUUGAGGUACAACAGCCUCGUCACAAGCCAAAGAGCUAAAGGCAUCAUUGCGGUAUGUUGGGUACUUUCAGUUGUUAUCGGUUUGACUCCCAUGCUGGGCUGGAACAAAAACGUAACCAGAAACACCAACAGCUCCUGUCCUCAAGGUAUGACAGAGUGCCUGUUCGAGAAGGUGGUCACCAUGGACUACAUGGUUUACUUCAACUUUUUCGGCUGUGUCCUUAUGCCGCUGCUAGUCAUGCUGGCCAUCUACGUACGGAUCUUCAUGGCGGCCCGUCGCCAGCUGAGACAGAUGGAGCAGAAGCUGGUGCACGUGCAUGGCCACACCCACGGGGAGGGGUCUUCUUCCCGCUCCACGCUGCAGAAGGAAGUCCACGCGGCCAAGUCUUUGGCUAUAAUAGUGGGUCUCUUCGCUGUUUGUUGGCUCCCAUUGCACAUCAUUAACUGUUUCACACUGUUUUGCCCACAGUGCGAACGCCCGCAGGACUGGGUCAUGUAUCUGGCCAUCAUACUUUCACAUGCCAAUUCGGUAGUAAACCCGUUUAUAUACGCCUACCGAAUACGUGACUUCAGGCAUACUUUCCGAAGAAUCAUCCGGCAAUAUUUUCUAGGGAAUGAAAAUCGACUGUCCAGUGGAAAUAGUAAAGUUGGCAUAGUUGCUUCUAAGACUGGAGUGAGCGUGAUUGAGACGAGUACAACGUCCAAUGGAUAUGUUUUGGAGAGCAGUCCCAUUCACAGCGUGAUUUCCUGCAAUGACUUUGGAAUUACAAAGGAAAUGCCCUUGAACAUCAGACAGUUGAGGUCACAAACAGAAUUCCAAGAUUUAGGUUACACUUUAAAUGGACAUCACUCAGUGGAACAUUCCUUUGCUGCCAAUUCAAAUCCAGGUUUCUCAGUAAAGACUGGUAAUGAAAAACCCUCUGUCAGAGAACAUGUAGAAAAAAUCUUGACUGUAAAAGACUGCAAUGCUGUAGCUAAUGUACAUAUCAGCUGUUUGUUUCCCACAAAGACGAAAAACUCAUCCGAUCUCACAGAAGUAUCAUGACACAAACUUUAUUCAUUCCGGAAACAAGUUACCCUUGAUUCCUUUUACAUGUUAUUGCAUACAAAGGCUUCAAAAAGUAGUUUGUGAUCUUUUAAGAAUGUCAGUAAGGCUAACUUCAUAUGUGAGACUACCUUAGUAAAGGUAAAAUAUGUGUGGAUCAAAAAUGAUGAUAUCCUAUGGAAGCCAUCAGUUCCUUACAGAAAUUCCAGGAAUUCCUGCUUGCCUUUGCAUCCAAACACCCCCAAUACACCCCCGUUUUUCUAGACUUUCUUAAACAAUUUUAUGUGCAAAUAUUGUAGACAUUUUUAAAGCUUAUGUAUCCAAGAAGCCUAAUGGCAUCGAUCCUGUUUACAAAGGGGGGAUUUGGCUAAGUUUAUUAUGACUAUGCCAUAAAAUAUCUAAUGUGUGGCAUGUUUAAAAGAGGUAUCAUUUCUCUGUGCUUUUUAAAGGGGACAUAUCUUGAAAAUCUGACUUUUCCAUGUUUUAGUGUUAUAAUUGGGUCACCAGUGCUUCUAUCAACCUAGAAAACAUGUGAAAAAGAUCAACCCAGUAACUUAGUUUUGGUAAACCAUUCUCUGCACACAUGUAAAAAAAUAGGAAAUUGAAAUCUGGCUCCCCUUGUGAUGUCAGAAGGGGACAAUACCGCCUCUUAAUCUGCACUAUUCAACCACGGCACUGCCAUUUAGAUCAGCCCAUUUGCAUUUUAAAGGACACACCCAAAUAUUUGACAUCACAUUUUUGCUCACACCUACAAAGUGUCAAUUUUAACAUGCUAUAAUACAUUAUUUAUAUGGUAUUUUGAGAUAGAACUUCACAUAUGUACUCUGGGGACACCAAAGAUUUAUUUGACAUCUUUAAAAGGUCUUGUGAAAUGCCCCCUUUUAGUCAAAGUCAAGUUUUGCAAAGAAACUGUAUUUGAUACACAGCCUCUGUAGUGCUUUUAAAAUUGACCAAACAUAAUUGUACAGUAUUGAUUGUAAAAAUGUGUUAAUAGGUCUAAAAUAUGUUAAAUAAAAACAUAAGGCCAGAACCAAAAUAAACACAAACUGUCUUGUUAUGAAAUCCUAUACAGUUGCACUGAUGUUGAUACAGUGGUUGAUGAUAACAUCCAUCUUUAAUACAACUGGUACACCCCUUAAACUGGUAUUUGGGGUCACGGUGAUACCUGACUUU